Harmonia axyridis is the source of this 979-nucleotide messenger RNA. It is a transcript of the gene mRpL48, whose product is annotated as 39S ribosomal protein L48, mitochondrial. Bases 349 to 879 code for a protein of 176 amino acids. Gene Ontology annotation, cellular component: mitochondrial ribosome. NCBI's taxonomy places the organism in Eukaryota, Metazoa, Arthropoda, Insecta, Coleoptera, Coccinellidae. The transcript is spliced from 3 exons. The record is from RefSeq and is a predicted model, not a curated record.
AGGAGAAAAGAUACCGGUGGAAAAGCACCAAUCAAAAUUAAGCAACGACGUGUAAUUCUAUUGGUCAAAAUUAGUUCGGAGUCUUUAGUUUUUACUACAUCAAAUUUUUCUAAUCGGAAAAAAAAAAAAACGAAUGGACAUUUUUGAUUUCCCUGCAAACUGAAACAUUUCGAAAUAUACUUUUCAAAUUGUCCAAGUUUUAUCAUAUGUGUAUCCUAGAAUUUAUCAGUAUAUUCUAUGGCGACGGUCAAAGCAUAAAAUUAACCUAUCUAAUAAAUAAUACAUUUUCUCUUGGAAUCUUUUCAUAUUAUACUAAGAAUUUUCUUAGCUGAAAAAUCUUUUUUCAAAAUGAUUAAAGUAUUGUCUAGACUAAGUAAUGUAAAAACAGCUAGGACUAUAACAAAUUUGAGGAAAUACAGUGAUGAUCUUUAUGAACCUAGUUAUUUAAAGGAAUUGCUACCAAAAUUUCCCGUAUAUGAAACCCUUAAUAUUCAGCUGAGGGGUUAUGAUUAUCCAAUUCUAGAAAAUUAUCAAAAAUUUGUCCAUAAAAUAGCUGAUAAUAUGGAUAUAGAUGUGGACGAUGCUUGGGCUGUUCCUGGCCAAACACUUAACAUUUCUACCUAUAAACCCCAAAGUGAAGUAGUUAAAAGUCAAUAUAAAUUAAGUGUUUAUGAAAGAAUGAUUCAGAUAAGGCAAUGUUCAUCCCUCCAGCUUCCUAUAUUAAUAAGAGCUAUAGAAGCUUCUUUGCCAAUGGGAGUAACAGUUAAUAUUAUUCCUCAUGAGCAAUACCAUGAAGACAUAAGAUAUGUUCCAGAUACUGAACUAAAACAGCUUAAGCAAGAAUUGGAUGAUCUAGGUGGACCCGUCAAGAAGAAAUAGAGGAAAAUUAUUUUAUCUUAUUGUUUCCUUUGAAUAUGAUGAAAUGCAAGUUUAGUUUAUAUAUUUAUUAAAAAGUAUAAAAAAAUAUAGGUAAGAUAAA